Molecule: messenger RNA, 1499 nt
Organism: Amoebophrya sp. A120
Lineage: Eukaryota; Dinophyceae; Syndiniales; Amoebophryaceae
Source: the annotation of a GenBank genome assembly
CUUGCCGCAGCAGCCCACUUCGAGUUUGAUUUUGACCCCGCCUAUGCGCCAGAGGCUCUUGUCAAAGUGGUAGACACCGACUAUUUUAGUAAUCGGGACGUCGGGCAGCGGGUACCAGGUUCCGGCGACGACACUUAUGGCAGCGCAAAUCUGCGCCAGCCGGUUGAGUUCCCACAAACUGAUGGGUCGCUACCCCGGCGUCCGUGGGUACAGGGCUCUGGUGAGGGCGCCAGGUACGAGUUUGCGUUCCGCGCCCCCAUUCUUGCGACGUACUUUUCUCCCGCCGCGCCGCUCGCUGGGGUCCAGUUUGUCUUUCACGUUCGUAGGGGCGAGGUGUGGAACUUCUUUACCGUGCAGGUUCCCCGUAAACUGAUGCUUGACGCCCAGCUAACCGCGCAGCUUCCUUUUCCAAUGGCGGACCGCGACUCGUUUACAAAUGCCAAUGAUGACAAAGUGUGCGUCAAGUAUCAUUCCCUGCAGUCCGACGGCUACCAUUCCGGAAACAGGGGCCCAGGUGGAGCUUGGCACACCCCGGAGAGCCGCUUGCGCGCGGGGCACCGCUACCGCGUCGUCAAGGCCGACCGACCCAUGCCGAAACGCCCGGGCGAGGCCGCUCCUGCCACCCCGCCCAACACAAACCAAGCGUCAGCUCGCAAAGCUAACUACGGCCACCAGUGCAGUCACGCCCACGACGGAUUGUGGUCUGGGCCUAUAUCCUGAAUAAAAAUUUUACCAUCACCCCGCCCGCAUCAGUCUCAACUUGUCACGCGCUAUGGCUCUGUGGUAUCCUAUCACGCAUUAUGACAGACAUAUCGAAUUGCAUCAGUUAAAUUUGAAGAUGCAAAUGGAGGGUGAGGUUAUUUUAUUCAGGAUGCGCGUGCAACGAGCCCGAUUUGCAGAACUUAUUGGAUACCAAUAAUUUACCGGAAGAUGGCCCAGAUACCUAUCCAAGAAAAAGACUGCGCAGUUUAUAAUGUAAUCCUUCGGCUGACGCUGACCGCAGGACAGAUUCUGUUUCUGUUCGCAUGACAAGAAAAGCUGCUGUGACAGCACGUCCACCCUGACAAGUGUGGCUGUCUUUAUUUCAUGUUAAUAUCCAUAGAGGAUGAUUUACAGAACUGAAUGCUUUUUUUUUCUUGGAUAGCAACACUCCACGGUCCAUCGUCGCGACGGAGUUGGACCUCCAGAUUCCGGGCGGCUGCGUCCUCGGAGACGGAACUCCGUGCAACACCGGCGACAACCUGAUUCCUAACGAUGUGACCCGCAUUCGCUCUACCAUCUGCCUCGUCGGCGUCACUGAGUGGAUGCUCCUGCGAGCGCAGCUGCAGCAAAUCUUCCAGGCCCACGGAACGGUAAGUGGAACCGGGGAGACGGAAUUGGGGCUCCGCGCAAUGAUGGACAAUUUGCGGGACGUUGGCACCAACGUGUCGCCCCACUUCGCGGAUUGCGUGGGCAGCUUCAACGCGAUGGUCACGGAUCAGGCCUGGGGAAAUGUUUGA